Messenger RNA from Daldinia loculata, 1344 nucleotides. RefSeq lists its product as uncharacterized. NCBI's taxonomy places the organism in Eukaryota, Fungi, Ascomycota, Sordariomycetes, Xylariales, Hypoxylaceae. Gene Ontology annotation, biological process: intracellular mRNA localization; ribosomal large subunit biogenesis. The transcript has 2 exons. The record is from RefSeq and is a predicted model, not a curated record. The coding region runs from base 107 to 697 and encodes 196 amino acids. Gene Ontology annotation, cellular component: preribosome, large subunit precursor; nucleolus. Gene Ontology annotation, molecular function: mRNA binding.
CUUAUCUCUUAUCGCUGAUAAGUAAAAGUACAAUUUUAUUUCUACAAUCUGCAGGUCGCGCCAAAGUCUUCAAGCUACAUCUCGUCGCAUCAGAACUUCUGUAAAAAUGGCGCCUUCGAGAACAAAAACAGUCAAAAAUAAACAUGCCGCGAACAAAUCCGGUAUAAGUUCCAGCAAAUCGUCAAAAGGCGGUCCGUCAGAUGGCAUCGUCAAGUCAAAACGGAAGGGUCCGGUGCUCUCGAAGCAAGUAAGAGGGAAAAACAUUCCUGACCUACUGAAGAAGAAAAAGAAGAGGGUCUACUCGGAGAAGGAAUUGGGUAUUCCAGAAUUGAAUAUGGUGACCCCGGUCGGAGUUACAAAGCCUAAAGGGAAGAAGAAAGGCAAAGUCUUCGUAGACGACAAGGAAAGCAUGAACACGAUUCUAGCCAUGGUCCAAGCCGACAAGGAUGGGGAGAUCGAAUCCAAGAUGAUUAAGGCCCGACAGAUGGAAGAAAUCCGCGAGGCGAGAAGGGUCGAGGCAGAGAAGAAGGAGGACGAGAAAAAGGCAAAGCUCGACGAGACCAAGGAUUCGCUGAGGAGAAAGAGAAAGAGGACCAAGCAGUCUAAUGAGAACGACGACGGUGAUGGAAUCAAGGAAGUCGCAUCUGCUGGGACCAAGGCCACCAAACCCAAGAAGAAGAGGGUAUCGUUCGCCUAGGAGAUUUUGAAUGGGAAUAUGAAUGACUGGACGGCGUUUUGGCGUUGAUUCGGGCCACCCCCGAGAAAAUACGAGCAUUGAUCGAUAAGAUUAGCAUCAAAGCAUUUUCGUGAUACCCCUAGGACGAAAUUAAUACGGCCAUUACUAUGUGCAUGGGUCCAAUCAAGCUACUCGAGUUAGUUUAUCAUACAACUAGAAGAUGGUUCCAAUCCCAAUCGUAUUACCUCCUCAAACAUACGCCUUACGCUCGGGAUGUAGCUUAGAAGGGUAUGCGAACCGACGGCAUAGCCUUCCACUGCCGCCAACAUGAUUAACAUAGUCGUCGACCCUGCUAUAUAGCACGCUUGCGAAGAGGUCCAUUAAUAAAUGACUAAGUAGCGAUUUAAUUAAGCUAAGCGCUUCAAAAGCUGCGAGUCAAUAUAGGUAAAUAGAUAAGUAUGGGUAGAUGCUCAUAAAAUUGGUGAGCUUAAUGAGGGUGGAUUCGAGAACAAUGCAACUCUAAAAUAUAACGAGCUUUUCCACCUAAGCUCAAAAUAGGCCUCGAUGAGGUGUUGGAAUGUUUUAGAAAGGAAUCAAGUAUUAGAUAAGUUUAAGAAUAACUAUUCGCCUGCUUAUUGUAUGGGCGAAUGGUAGGUGUCAUAAUAGAU